Messenger RNA from Pieris macdunnoughi, 495 nucleotides. Lineage: Eukaryota; Metazoa; Arthropoda; Insecta; Lepidoptera; Pieridae. The record is from the annotation of a GenBank genome assembly.
AUGGAUGACGGGACUGUAAGUGAGAAUGAAGAGGAUCGGACUUCGGGAAGUGAUUCAUCUGAAGAAAUACAAAAUCUGGAACUAGAGGCUGAAGAAUUCGAUAUUACCCUUGCGGCAUCACAUUCAUAUCUGAGCCAAGAUCUUGUUGCAAUCACUGGAAGACCUGACCUGGAGCCUGGAUGGACAGGAAAAAUUCCGGUUAUGGCACACCAUGGAGCAGUUUUUCCUGGAGAAACAGUACCGAUGCUCCUCACAGAUGCACAAGAUAUUGCUGUGAUAUCGCAAGCAUUGGAUAAUGAUAAAAUCUUUGGAUUGCUUUGUCCUGAUGAAACAUGUACAUACAUUUCUGGGUAUGGUGUGUUAUGUGAAGUGAUUGAAGCAAGCGAUUCCAAUGACGCACCACUGACAUUGUCAUUUCGGUCUCGAGCAAGUCAUCGAUUUAGGUUCAGAGAAAUGCCAAAGAUGUCAAAACCUAUACACUUGUAUAACAGGUAA